AUGGUGAACUGGAAUAUUUUCCGCAUACUGGGAGAUUUAUCCCAUCUCGCAUCGAAGGGUAUCCUCAUCUUCUCGAUACAUCGAAACCGCAGCGCAGAGGGUGUUUCCCUAAUCACUCAAGUGCUGUACGCCCUGGUCUUCUGCACCCGGUAUCUCGACAUCUUCCGAACAAGUAUACUAUGGAACCUAUUAUUCAAGAUCGUCUACAUCUCAUCCUCGUUUUACACCAUUGGCAUAAUGCAGUGGGUGUUUCCGCGCUCGAGGGAACGUGAGCUCUCCUGGAAAAUGGGUGGCGGCGUACUAGCUGCGGCUGCAGUUCUAUCACCAUUUACAAUGAUGAUUUUUUAUGACAAAUGGACCUUUACAACGUGGAUGUGGGUAUUUUCCGAGAUUCUCGAAUCGGGCUGUAUCCUGCCCCAGUUACUCCUGUUAAGGCAAACCACUGUCCCGACUGUCAUCAAUUCCUUCUACCUCCUCGCCCUCGGAUCUUACAGAGCUCUAUACAUUCUGAACUGGUUUGUCCGCGAGUUCGACGCGACGGGCAGGAAACCCGAGGCGGUUGCCGUCAUCUUCGGCAUUAUCCAGACAGCGCUGUACGUUGACUUUGCAUGGGUUUACUACACCAGACAGCGCGUCAAGCUCCGAGGAGGUGGCAUUGUCGACGCUGACGACAUGCGCCGCGGCUGGUUACUCCGUCGCAUCUUUGGAAAGCACGUUGAAUCUGCGGAUGACGAAGAAAGCGCUCCGGCGUUGGGAGGCGAAAGGGAUGCAAGUAGGCGGCCUGCUCGACCUGGAUGGGGAGCGCGAGGCAUCUCCGUCAGCGCGGAUGAAGGCGUAUUCGACGCAGACCGACAUCAUGAUGACGAUGACGAUGGCCUCGAGGAAGGCGGUGUUGAUCCGGAUGCGAAGAUGAAAGACCCAGACGAGCUAGCCAAGGCACUGGACGACGAUGACGAAGAGGGUACUCCCACUGCUGGGUCGUCAAAGGGGAGUAAUGGGGGUAGCAUGCCAAGUGGCAUACGAAGCGGUGACGAGUGGCGCGACUAA
Messenger RNA from Pochonia chlamydosporia 170, 1047 nucleotides. RefSeq names its product ER lumen protein retaining receptor. Gene Ontology annotation, cellular component: membrane; cis-Golgi network; endoplasmic reticulum. The coding region runs from base 1 to 1047 and encodes 348 amino acids. Gene Ontology annotation, molecular function: ER lumen protein retrieval receptor activity. The record is from RefSeq and is a predicted model, not a curated record. The transcript is spliced from 3 exons. NCBI's taxonomy places the organism in Eukaryota, Fungi, Ascomycota, Sordariomycetes, Hypocreales, Clavicipitaceae. Gene Ontology annotation, biological process: endoplasmic reticulum to Golgi vesicle-mediated transport; protein retention in ER lumen.